UGAAUCAGAUUUCUGGAGGAGGAGAUGAAGGAGGGGGAGAAGGAGUAGGAGGGGAGGAAGGGGUGCUGUGGUGGCUCCCCUGGCCUACUUUCACCAGCCAGUUCAUCCUCCUGGGAACACUGGAGGUACAGUCGAUGAGGGGAGUUCAGCCACGCUUGGCCUGUCACUGCAGGACAGCAAAGAAAUGGCUGCACUCACGAGGGGUGCAAGAGAAGAGGGGAAGGCUGGGGGUGGGGGUGGGCUAAAUUUACUAUAUAUAUAAAUAAGGAACAAGGGCAAAAAAAGGUCCAAUCAUUCCUUGUUUCCAUCUUUACACUCUCCAUUUACUCUCAGCCUCUGUGCCUCAUGUGUGAGCUCUCUCCUGCCUGGUUAAGCUCGGUGCCACCAGAUGAAAGAAAGACAGAAAAAAAAUAUAUAAAGAAAUAUCUCAGCAGACUGACACACAUCUCUGCACAUUCCCUCCUACCCUCUCUGGUUUCUUCAGGCUCCUGUCACCGACUGAGCUACAGCAAGUAGACAGGCACCGUAAUUACUAAGGUGGAGGAGAGCUUCACACAAGAUCGCCUACAGGUGUUUUUACAAGCAGAUGAUAACGCGCAGAAACCAGAAGAGUUCAAAUAAAACACAGUUUGGCAACGUCUUAACAUAUAAAGCAUUAAACACACUUCUUAUUUCAGAUGCUGCAUGUCAAUACUUUGUUUUUCUCUUUUCAUGCCUUUGCCCUCCAAUGGAUUUGUUCAAUGAAGGGGGUUGUUGCUAGGUUACCGCCAGGUAAUACACAUUAUAACUGGAGUUUGUCAAGCUGAAGGUGUGUUUCCAAAUAAAGAUGAUUCAUUACAUGCUGGCUUAAGAGUAAAACUGUUAUUUCCAUUGUCACCCUCCUGCACCCUGUGUUCUUUGUGAGCUUGGCGAUGUGACAGACACAGGCUCCCGAAGCCAGAUGGAGAUGCAUGAAUUCACAGACGAUUUCAUGUGAAAGCACACUGAAUCUGAACCGUGUCUCACACAUAUUCUUGGGGGGGUGUUUGCCACUCGGAGAUGGUUUCUGUUAAAAUAUCUAGGUUAAGAAGGUGCAUUUUCCAAAAGAAAUGCCUCAAGAUCGACAUUACGACUUAGUAUGCAAUAGAACAUUAAAGUCUUUUCAGCAGCAGGAUAAGUUAAUGUGUGCAUUACUUCCUUACAGGGCAGCUAGUGGAUGAGUUCUGCCCGUCUACACCCUUCCUCCUUGUCUUUUAAUUCAGGACCUGCAGUCAAAGAGGGUGCAGGACACCAUGAGGCAGGACACAUCUCCUCUGGGCACUGGCUGA
Molecule: messenger RNA, 1307 nt
Organism: Xyrichtys novacula (pearly razorfish)
Lineage: Eukaryota; Metazoa; Chordata; Actinopteri; Labriformes; Labridae
Source: the annotation of a GenBank genome assembly